AUGAUUAACUUUUUGGAAGUUCUCUCAACCGUGAACGUCCUUGUGCCCUUGCUGCUGCUUUCUGAUUUCCUAUCCUAUUUCCUUCCCGAAGGUUUGGAGGUCUUUAUCCUUGCGAUCCUCGCUACACGCAUGCACCUCCAUCUCUGGCAUAUGGAUCAGCACGUGGACGGCUCUGACAUUGUUGUGUGGGUAUCCAUGUCGCACACAUCACCUGCGGACCGUACGGUGUAA
Molecule: messenger RNA, 231 nt
Organism: Suillus subaureus
Lineage: Eukaryota; Fungi; Basidiomycota; Agaricomycetes; Boletales; Suillaceae
Exons: 3
Coding region: 1-231 (76 amino acids)
Source: RefSeq, a predicted model, not a curated record